AUGCUAUAUAGUCUGUUCAGGUUUUUAAUAUCACUCUUGCUCUGCAAAAGUUCAAAUAGACAACGGGAAACAAAGAAACAACCUUUAGUUUCAAAAAUGUUUAGAAAUAAAGUUUAUUCGCUAUUUGAGGUGCUCCACGAAGCGGAAUUCGUGAGUUGGAGAGGCCUUCUGACGCGAAUCGCAGUCACUCCGUACGAUCAGCGGGAUAGUUGGCGUUUCCGAGCAGCACGGCGACUAGGAGUUGUCUUCCUCAACGAAGAGGAAACCGAAGAGAAAAAGAAAAAGUUAGAUAGUUAUAGCUGAUUCACGGCUGGCUUGAGCCAUCGAAAAAAGGUUCCUGACACGAUAAUGCACGAGACAGUGCCUGGCUCGUGGAGAGCGCAGACAGGCCACGUCCCUUAGCGUCCCAAGCUAGCUAUGGAUCAGCUAUAUCUUGUUCAAUAACACGAUUUUUCAGAAAAGAAAACAUUUCGGUCCGCGAGAAACACAUGUGUUUUUGGGGCUUCAAGUUCGAGCAGUACAUGACCGUUUCUGAUAAAGAGGUCUGCUUUUCUUCUGAAGCCCCAGAAUUCGAGGGAUGCGAAAGUAGCUCCUUCAAAAACUAUAAAAUUUUGUUUCAAAGGAAGAUGAAAUGUCGCUCCCUGGAGCGGUAAUGGAACAUGUAUUAGGUAGAGCCAGCAAGCAAUUUAUGAAUUAUAACUUUCUCAGAUAUUUUAAAACCUGUAGGAAAAUUUUUACACAACCACAUGAGCAAGAUUUAUGUUCAUUAAGAUAGUAUUUAACUCUUUUUUUAAAUCAAGCUAUUUAGUGUGUUCAGAAGUCAAAUUUGAUUCGAGAGUCAAACUCUAAAAAUAAUGCCCACGUUGCGUAUUUAAGAAAGUUCAGGAAAUGCCGGAUACAAAACAACCAGUCAGUAACCGGGAAGAGUUUGCCAAUGUGAUACGGUCGAAUCUGAGAGCAGAUGAUGGCGGAAACUUGAAGAUGCUCUACAGCGCCGAAAUCGACUGUCUCGAUGACCGUAAUGCGACUUCUUAUCAUUUCGUUCGAUGAAAAUGUUGCGCAGAGGGACUUCCAGUCGAGUUGAAAACGCACAAAGGGGCCCUGGAAGGAUGGUUUUGGGAAACAAAGAGCUUGAAGUGGUGGAUGCAGUCGUUUCUGGUUGCUGUUCCGCGGAUUGUUGUCGGACAUCGCAACGAUCAAGGAAUUGUUAGAACAGUUCGUUGAAAUAUUCAUUUUUUAAUCAGCUAUCAAGGCAGGGCAUGAGCUCACAAGGAGACUCAAGUAAGCCUAACUAGGGAACUACUCGGACUCGGGUACGCUUUUCGAGUUGAAACUUUGGUGGCUCAUAGACCCGGGUAAGAGUACUUGAAAAUAAGAGAGAUUAUCUGCUAAACCCCACAGGCUUCUGAGGAAAAGCUUUUUGAAAAUGAACAGUUUAGGCUUGAAAAUUAUCAAAUUUCUGCUUUUCUUCUUCUUUUGGCUGCAAAAAAGUUUUUUAGAGUUUAUCAUAGCCGGAUCAUUCAAGGCGAUUGUAUUAAAAUAUAAAAUAAGGUGAAAAGCUGUAUUCUGAAAAAAAUUUCAGGCCUAAUUUUUCACAUUUUCUACUAAUUUUUUUCUCAGUUCUCUCUCGGGUUUAGCAGAUAUUCUCUUUCGUUUUCAAGUAUUCUCUCUUAUGUCUAUAAACCACUAAAGUUUGAACUCAAAACCCGUACCCGAGUCCGAGUUCCCUAGUAAGACAUAGCUUCUGAUUUUUUUUUUCCAAAAUAUUCUCUUCUUCCUCUUCCUGAGAAGCUUGAAAAUGUUACCCGAGAUCAAAAACGAUCUUCAUAAGUUAAGCUUUUUUUAAAAAUUCAUGCAUGCUCUCUUGCUUUCAUACGGUUUCUCAAAUCUUGCCGGGACCAUUGCCUUGAAGUUUCACUUAUCUUUAAAACUGCGGCAAGCAGUCAGACUUGCUCCCAAGUCAGCGCCUAACUUGUAUGUCAGCUUCCGCUCUGUAAAUAUCUCACCAAUUCGAAAGUGCUUCAUGAAGAAAGUUUGAGGUGGACUCGAUUGCGACAGAAGCGCUUGUAAAGCGUGGGAAAUGGAGCGGGUCGGUCUGCAUGCGGUUUCUGUCGCGGAUACUCAGCGAAGUGCGUAAUUUGCUCGUCGAGGAAGGUUCUGCGUGCACUGUCGAGUUCAAAUCGGACGGUCAAGUUGUGAUUCUCGGUGCCUCUUACUCUUCUUGCAAUUAUUUCUUACCCGAAAACUUUCUUCGUAAGUUUUUUUAGUUCUUUAAUUUUCCUUAUCGUCAUUUUUUUUUUCUUGUAAACUGCUUUCCCAUUAAGUUUUGAUUUCAAGUUUGAGAAAAAUUGUGUCAGUUUGUAUCUCUUUUAUCACUAAACCAUCACAACCUUCGUUCUUUUAUGCGUUCUGCUUCGGCUCCAAACCAUUUCAGGAAAUGAAACUUCAUUAUUGAGUUUACAUAUUCAGAAAAAUGAUUUCAAAUCCAGAAAAGUUUCGAAAACUUGUAGAACAUUGCAGGGCCCUGAGAACGAAAAAAGAUCAAGUCAAAAAAAAAUGAUCAACUGUUUGACCUGCCUUUUUAGUGAUGUAGAACACUGCAUGACCCUGAGAACAAAAAAAGGUCAAAUCAAAAAAAAAGAUCAACUUUUUGACCUGCCCCUACAGAAGGGAAAACUACGAAACUUUUAUAUACGUUUAUUUCUUUGUACAUAGAGUUUCGUUCAUUUCGAGUAAUUUUUCUUUCGCGAUAUCACUUAUUUCCUUCUACAUUCUUGUGGAUUUCUAUCUUUUACUGUCAAUGAACUCUCAAUAACUCGAUGAGCGUUAAAACCUUUGGAAAAACCGAAUUUAAAGUCGUGGUGUCAGUGAUUUCACUUUUACUUCCUAACGUUUCAAUUUUUAUCACUCAUUGGUAUUUUUCGUGGCUAGAGGAGAUCAAGACGGGGGAGUGACUUUGAUACUCGGAAGCCAGGUGGCCGUAGUGGUUUUCCACGUCUUGUAUCCAGCGUCGGCCUUUUGGUGCUCCUGUCCCUUGUGGUGGUCUGGGUCUCGACGGAACCCCCGUGAAAAAGACGCUCUCUCGCGACAUCCACUGCCGCAGCUGCACCAGUCAGUCCCUCCAUUCUUCCUCCCCUUUAGGAGCCACCACCAAGCGUCGUCGUGUUUACGUCCACCUACACUUUUUUUUAAGGUUCUGGGUUUUCUCGGCUAGUUAUAUUUAAAUAGUACUCUAUAUAAUUUUUCAAUCUUUAUAAUACUUCAACCUCCACAUUAGCCUGAAAAUAAACGAACAUCGUGCUUUUUACUUGAUAUUUUUUCUUAACAUCAAACAAGCUUAUCAAAGUUUUCUUGUAUUCCUAGGAAUGAUAACUGGGAAAAUUUUUUUAUACUUUGCAAAGUUGUUUUUCAACACACAUUUUUUCGAACUUUCUUCUACUAAUUUAAAAUUCUAUUUAAUAUUUUUCUUUCUACUGUUUAUCAAUUUUGUCCAUUUUUCUUUAUCCGAUUUUCGAUGCCUGUUCGAUUUCUGAAUAGACUCGACUCAAUUCUUUCAAACUUUUUUUGAAAUGAAAGUUUUUUAGAUUUUAUUAAAAUGUAUAUUUCACCGAGAAGCAACAGAUCUUGUUCUAGAUGACCGGUUUACCUGGAAAUGUGAGUUUUACUUCUUUUUUUCUUGAAUUUAUUUUUUUAAUAUAAAAUAGACCAUUACUAGUUCACUAAGCGGAUUAUAGCAAGGCUAGAACUGUUUUUGAGACGGCUUUUCAAUGGAAGAGUGACCCAUCCGCGAGAGAAACAGAUGGUCGUAGGGUCUCGAGUGAAUGGAGCGAUGUCAGGGGAUUAGCACCACUUAUACAGUCACUCGAUGAAAAUUUCGUGAUUUUUGACAUUAUUGAAUCAAGAAGAGAACGAUCUCAUUAAUUUCCUGACACUUUUAUUUUAACACUUUUAUUUUUACUUUUUGCGCUAAAUCCAAAAUUGGCUCAAAUGAAAUGAAAUUUUUUCACAUUUUCUGUUUAAUAUAAUUUUGUAUCAUAAGAAGAUCUUAUUGAGAGUGCGAAUUCUCAGAUGAAUGCCGUGAAAGCGGAAGACAUCGAACACGUCCUACGAGACGGAGUCGCGCUGCUGCCAGGGGGACGCUGCCGAGCAGGAAAAGCUGUCCUGGUAUUUCCGUCUCGAGAACAACCCGUAAACCCGGACCAUCUCCGCAAUGUCCUCCUCUACCUCCUCACAGUCACUGCGUCUGUCGACGGCUCUAUUCUGAAUUCCUUCGUUUGUUUGCAGAGAUGCUGCUCGGGAGCAAGGCUUCUUGGUCGUCAUCGACAUGCGCGGCAAGCAAACCUGGACCAAUGUCCGACCGAUCCUCAAGGCUCUAAAUGUAAUCCAUUCUCCUGCUUUUUUUUUCCCCCCAAAGCACGUUUUUGUAGAGCAUGAGUGAUGCUGCAGCAAUCUCGCAAGUUUUCAUCAUCAAACCGGACAAGUUCUGGGAGAAGCAGAAGGUACUGUUCAAUACUCUCCUUGAAUAAAUUCGAAAAGCUGUCAUUUUUUUGAUUUUUUUAUAUUAUAUAUUCAAACAAGUUCUCACAAAUCCGCAGUAUGCAGGGUGAAAAAAAUAUUACUUCUUACGAAUUUGGAAUCUCAUUUUUGGGUUCAAAGUUACAAAAUCGUCCUCCAAGAACUAUUUUUUUCUUUUUAACUAUCGGAAGGAAAGUUAUUUCUCAAAAUUUUUAUUUUUUAAUUUCCCACCCGGAAUUUCCCACAGUGUUUGAGUUUAUAAAAUUCAAAUACUUUGGGUCAAAAAUUUUUUUGUGUUUGAAAAUUUUCUCAACGCUGACAGAAAAAAAAGCCUUUUUCCACCAUUUUACACAGCUCCUAUGAAUUAUCAAACAUCUUGUAUAAAUCGUGACUUUUCCUUGUAUGACUGAGACGCUGAUUAAGGCUCAAAUUUCUCUGGGCUCCUGGCGCUUCGAGGUCCAGAUGAUAUCCCCGGAAGGUCUGACCAAGUAUGUCGACAUGAACCAGCUUCCACGAGUCAUCGGAGGCUCACAUCCGUACGACCACGACGACUGGCUAGAAAUUCGUCUUGUAAGUGACUUCUGGUCUGGAAUUACUUUCAAAUCACACUUAUAUCCUUUUUUUCCUAAAUGAAAAAUAAGUGGCAAAAAAAAACCAUUCCAGAGGAAAUAUCCAACCAAACAUUUUUUCAAUAGUUUUCGGUAGCGCUUGAACUGAAAUUUGGAGCUCCUUAUAAAUAAAAGCAUCCUCAGGGAUAAAGAAAAUCUGAAAAAUGCUUCUAAAAACGGAGUUUGAAUUGUUCUUCUUCAAUGUUUGAUUUAGGAUCUUGAGAAGUGGAUCUGGAACAUCAGCGAAGUGAUGGGUGGACUGGACCAAGUUCGAAAAGAGGUUCCAUUUUGUUUCUUUUGUAAAUAUUUUCGAGCUUCCGAGUUCUCUAUCUUUUAGGGAUCCCUAUGGAAAAUUCACAUGUCUGUAAAAUCUACUUUUUCCAUUUUCCAAAGUGUUUGCCAUAGUCAAAAAGCUCAUAUUUUUUUGAUUAUUUCCAAGUAUUUCUGUUUGAGAUAUGCGAAUGCGAACAGCCAGUGGAUGUGCCGACGUCGGAAGUUGCCGUCAACAAACACGCUGUCGCCAAAAAGACGAUUUUCGCCAUUCCUGUCGAUAAAAUCGAGAACGACGCGAAAAAAGUUGGUUUUUACAGAUACGAAUUGCAAAAAAGGACGUUUUUCUCAUUUACUAGGGAACUUUUUUCAGCCCCCGGUUGAAUUUUCGAUGAAACGGAAGUGUACCUUAGGACCUCCUGAUCCCAGAACAAGAAAAAACUUUUUCGCAAUAGAUCUGAUUUUCGAGUACGCAAAUUCUCAUAAGAAGCGCUAUUUCGAACUUUUGAAGCGUCUAAACUCGAAAAUAAGAUCUAUCAUGAAAAAUUUUUUUACUUGUUCUGUGUUCAGGAGGUCCCAAAGUAUACUUCAGCAAAGUUUCAUCAAAAAUUUAAUCAAAGGUAAAAAAUUUCCCGACUUAGUUUCCUCUCAUUCAAAUUCCGAAAUAUUUCAGAUAUGUGACAGGAUAAGCUCACCAAAGAAUUUCUUUCAAAAUCCCGAUUUGGUCGCAGUCAUCCCUCACAUAAGCAAUCUUGUUGAAUCUCUCCGGAAGCUGAAGUGACCUCAAAUUUAAUUCGAUGAAAAUGCCGUUUUCCUUUGCAGGAGCGAGGUUUUCUCGCUUUGGGACAGCCGACGUGGCGAGCUGGAAAAACUCUACCAGAUGAAGCUUUUUGAACAGGACGCCGAAAAGGUGCAGUUGUCUACCAUUCAAUUGAGAGUUUCAAGGUUUUACAGAUGAUCGACUUGGUCAGGUCGUACUGCACGGUCGUCGACCGUAACAUGGGUGACGUCGGGGUCUGUGAAACUGACGUCAUCCGCCUCAGCGCCGACUUUGAAAGUUUCCAACAGACCGUCCUGGUUCGUAUUGCAGUUGGUAUUGAUCAUGGAGUCCAGUUUCAGGGGGCCGAGGUCAACGUCUCCCAAGUGAUAACGCGCGCUCAGCGGAUCCUUUCAACGGGUUCAACAGGAAGAUCGAACGUUCGCUUUUUUCCGUUUCAUAAAAAAUCGGUGUAUUAAGGGUGAAAGAUGGGGUCAAAAACUAAUGUAGGUAUUUAAUCUUUUUUCGGAGUGAUGGUUACUUGAAACUCAAGGGUUUCUGCCUCUUAUAAUGCUUUUUAUUCUCAAAAAAAAUACUUGAAUUUUUUCACUUGUUAUUUUCUGAAUAGGCUUCGAUCAUUAAAUGAUCGUUUACUUAAAGUGAAGAUUUCUCGGAAAAUGUCUCAAGAGCAGUUAACUUUGAAAGCAAAUAACACAAUUCGUAGGAGAGUUUCAGAAAAUGAACUAUGGUCCUUGUGAGGUGUUUGUUUACAAUGGAGGUGUCUUUCGACUUCACUUUUACUCUUGAACUAUCGAUCUUGCCAAUGGCGGGAUCCCCUAAUGCAGUCCUUCUCGUAGAAUUCACCAGGAUCUUCCAAGCGGGGAAUUAUUGUCUUCAGAAUUCAAAACCAUUUCAGAUCGAAGUAGGGGCCAUGCGGCUGCAAGACGAGUGGCGACAUCUCAACGAUUCCAUUAAACGUCGGCAGAUCAUCCUUUCCGCAGCACGAGCUUUCUUCAUCUCCUCGCAAAAAGUAGUGAAUACGUAUGGCUUCGGGAUUCUAAACAUCUGUUCAGUACUUUGCGGAAGUUCCCGAGUGGACGGCCAAGCCGGGAGUCAAUCCUUCGGACGUGAUGUUGCAACCCGCAGACGCGCUAGAAGACGCCAUCAGACGGCACGACACCUUCUGGGUCCGCAUCGAAGAGAUCUAUGCGCAGGUCCCUAUUUUUUAUCGAAAAAGCAAAAUUAAUCGCAUUUUUUUUUCGCAACCCGGGAUGGUAUGGUGAUGUUGCAGGGAGGGAAAAAGACCACUAGGUGGAUUAACUAACCCCAUCUGUGAAGAAAAAAAUUUUAUUAACAUUUUUAUUUUACUCACUCAUUUUACCAGAGAAAACACUAGCGAGCAGAUCGAUUUUCUAGCAAUAUUCAAUGAAAUAACUCACGUCAAAUCCACUUCUUCAUUUUUCCUUUUGUUCAAGUAAAUGUUUGAGACAGUAUCUUGAGAUUUGAAAACUACUCCGAUGAAGCCGAAUCCUUGAAAAUAUGGCCGAAGUUGUGAAUCUAGCAAACUCUUGUUAGUACGUGAAGGUGUACUCUUAUUUCCACAACUUUGGAUUCAAAACAGCGCUUUCAAAGUGUAUUUCAAAAAAUAUAUCUACGUUCAGGCUUUUGAUGACGGAACGAAAGUGACCCAGGCAAUGAAAAGCGCCGAUGCGGAGGACAACGUGGCCAGAGAGCAAAUGGGACGACUAACACGAGCACAUAAGCAGCUUCACGAGAAAUGGCGAGAAAGAAAGGUCGGACACUUUUUGAAACAUUUCUCAUCGAAUCUCACGUCUAUGCAGGUUCUCUUGCAUCACUUGUUGGCGAUGAUAGCUUUCGAAACCGACGUGAAACUUGUCGUCGACUGGCUUGACCAACAUGGCGAACCUUACCUUUGUAAAAACGUCAAUAUCGGUUUGUGCUACUUUCUUGCCACUUGAGAUCUUCUUCUUUCCAGGAGAAAACGACGUGCAGGCCAAAACUCUUCAGAAAAACCAUGCCAACUUCAAAAAAGUCGCCGCAAAUACCUACGACAACGUCAAGAAGCUCUACCAAGUUUACAAAAAUAUUGUCGACUCUGGAAAUCGUGAGUUCCGAGAAUUUUUUUCACGUUAACCUCUUUCAAUAUUCAGAAAUGUGUGACGCUGAAAAAAUGAGAAAAAUGCAGACUCUCAUGUCGGACCUCGAAGUCCGGAUCAAUCAUUUCACUGUACGGGUAGAAACGAGGUGAGAAAAGUAAUAUAACUUCUGGUCACACAUUUCUCAAAGGUAUAACCUACUACGGUUAUCAGUGCUUUUCCACACACACUACGCCGAGCUGACUACGUGGUUUUUGGAUAUGAAGAGGAAGUAUGAGGAAAAAGUCGUGGACACGGACGUCGAUGUCUGUGAAAUGAACAAGGAGCGAUGGGUCGCAGAAAGCGACGGGACCGCCCAGGUCUUCUAACUUGCAGCAUUUUUCUCCUCUCUCAUUUAUUUCUAUAGUCAAUCCUUUCCGACUUAAAAGGCGAAGGAGACGCGUAGCGUGUGCGUACGCGGUUUUUGGCAAGAGUUGAAUUAAAGCGCCACCGAGUAUUUGAAAAGCUCGGUCACCGCUCUUUUUGUAUCUAUCCUAACAUUUUUAAUGCACAAAUAUAAAAAAAUCAAUAACGAAAUGAAAAGAGCUAUAAACGAGCUCUCCAAAUAGUCGCUGGCCGUUGAAUUGAACUCGUGCCAGGAACCGCGAACGCACACGCUACGCGUCCCGUCCUCUAUCCCACCUCUCUCGUCUUUCAAGUAGGGAAAAGUUGACUAUAUCCUCUCUUACUACGUCUAAAAUAAGAACAAGAGCUUUCAAAAAGGCCAAUUCUGUUACAUGACCCUGAUUGAAAAAGCUUACGGAUGCGCUUAAAAACGGAUGUUAGAAAAAAAAAAAAAUUGAGAUCAUUGCAAACUUUAAACAACCGCCUCGAUUAAGAUGAGAGAUUAUCGGUUCAGGCGUAUGCCAUAACUAUGGGCGAUGGACGGAAACUAUUGACGGAACUUCAAAGCGCUUCAAACACGUGUGAUAUCGAUUAUAGUGUCUCAAUAGCGCAUACUCAGAGGCUCAUGGAUGAUAUUGGUAAUAGAAACCUUCUUUUUCAACGCAAAAGCUGAUAUCAGACGAAAAAAACGCGUCUCUCUCCAACGAGUGGGCGCCACAGAGGAUAGUGCUGCAGAUCGGGUUGAAAUAUGCCCAGUUCGCCUUGAGUACGUCCCAGGUUCUGAUUCAGAUCCAGGUAAUCUUUCUGCCAAAAAUUUUUUAGUUUUAUUUAUCCUUUUCCCUCAGGGUUGGGAAGAAGAUAUGCGCGAAAUGGUCCAUUCGGAUACGUUCAUUGACAAAGUUGAGGCGGUUUCUCAGUUUCACCACGACAACCAAGAGAAGGUGCACGAAUUCAUCCUCUACGAAAUGAAUCAAGAAUGUUUCAGGUUCGAGUUGCAGUCAUCAACAUUCGUAAGACGGCUAAGGAGCUGCAGUUGGCUCUGCACCAGCACAGAAUCGUCGAAUUGACGACUAGGGGUGGCCAGAAAGUUAUGGAUCUUAUAUACGAGCACACAGCGCAUCUAGAGAGAUCCGAGCGACGAGUAAUGAAGGUUUUCCCUUGUUCCAGAGCCUUGCCGUCAUCUUCCGCUUGUAGGUAGCAGAGAAAACCACACAACGGAUAGAAGCAGCACGUGAUUUUUGUGCGUGUCGCAAGAAGGCGCUUAAUCUGAUUGCCCUGUGUGAACAAGAAGAAAGGCAACUUCUGGGAAGAGCUUCCAUCCCUCUGAACGGCAAAGAGGCCGAGUUCGCCAAGGAAAUGCUCAAAGACUUCCACAAAAAAAUCGAGGCAAGUUUCUCGAAAAGAUUCUCUUUUUUCUAAUCGCAUUCCCAAUGCGAAAUUUGUUCAAUUUUUCAACUUUAGAAGAGAAUCCGUUUUUUCAGAGCCGUCUCAGUGACCUUCUGCGCGCAUUUUUCAAGCAAACCUAUGAGAUGCUCGGAGAAGCCAAGUUUGACCGUGACUUGAUCGCCCAACUGAACGAGUUGGUGAUGAGGCAGCAUCGCCGGCUUUUCAACUUGUGCGACGAGAGACAUAAACUCCUAAAUGUGCCCUUGUUUCCAAAAGUUUCAUUGAACAUAAGGUUCAGGCAGCCGUUACCUACUACAAAAGCUACGAAGAAGGAGUCGUUCCGGUGGUUCAACACUUCUCCAAAGAUUACAGCCAAGUUUCAAUCGUGCACUGAAUACUAAAAAAGAUAUUCGUCGAUUCAGCCGUACAAGGAUUGGUGCGCUCAAUGCCCUUCAGAAUCUUCGGAAGAUAAAGCACAGUAUAUCGCCAACCUGUUAGCGAAACACGUCCAGUACAAAGAACGGUGAAAAUGUUUCUAUUUAAUUUCUAACCCAACUUUUGAAGGUUCAUAAAAGGAUGUGUUUUCUCACAGAAGAAUGCUGAUAUACUUUUACGGUAUAUUCAACGGACUAAUAUCAGUUCUCAAGAAAAGUACAGUUAAAAAUCAGAUCUUCUUCACAGCUUAUUUAUCUUGAUAGGAUGGCUCAUCAAGAUAGGAUUUUACAACUGAAGGACGAAACUCGUGACAGGCAGUCCAAGUACUUAGGUCUCUGGAUGAACAGGAAACUGGAGCUAGAUCUGUGAGUUGAUAGAAAAAACGGGAAGAAGCUAAAAGAAAAAAAGUUUAGCUGCCACAACUAUGUGUUGCUGGUCGCGAGCUCGAAACAUAUCUUGGACUGGCUCAAGGGGGAAGGAGAACAGAAACUGAUGGGGUACCGCAAGUUUGUGCAGAGUGGCGACGACCAACUUAAGAAAAAGGACGAAUUCAGCUCUUUCAAAAUUGAAGUUAAAGUGGGUUGUUUCUGGUUUUUUUAAGUUUUUCAUCAUUUGAAGGAAAAGCGGAAUCACGCCCAUGUAUUUUUGAAGUUUGCUAAUGAAAUGAAAGACAAAGAUCCAACGAGUCAACACGCCGAAGAUGUGGAUCGGUGUAUAAAAGAAGUUAGUUGAAAAAGGUGUUCAAGGAAUAAGAAUAAACCUAGCUGAGGGAUAAAUUCGAAAAGUUCUCAAAACGAGUCGCCGAGUGCGACGUUGUGUUUCGUGGUGAUGCUCCACAGUCUGCUGUGAGUGAGAACAAAAAAAGAAAAAUCAAAUGAGAAUAUUUAAGCGAAACGAGUUUUCUCUGGAUCGACAUUCUGAUAGCAGUAUCGAAGAGAAGUUUACAAGCGCACGAGAAAGUGAAACCAAAAAGAUGCUGUAAGUUGUUUUUCUUAUAAAAUACCAAAGUUGAACUGAAUAAAUAAUUAUCAACCUUAAAAUAAUAGAAAAAAAGAAAUUUACAUUAAUUGAGCGCUAACCUCGCGCCUGCGGAAAGCGCGCCCUAGUGAACUUUAAAGGGCCAGACGCCGAAAAAAAUUCAUUUUUUUAUAACUUUGACAGGCUAUAUACUCUCGCAGGCCAACAUUUUUGUACUUUCUAACAGGUGACUUAAUUUUUUACUUCGAGAAAUAGAUUCAAAUAAAAUUGUGAAAAAACGUAUUUCUUGGAUUUUUUGAAAAACCCGAGAAAAUUUUUGAAAAAUUGCGGGUUAUCUAUCUUUGCAGCUUGACCUCAAAAUUUCAUGUUAAUUAGUUUCACCUCAAAUUGAAUAAUUGAAACCAUCAUGAUUCUCUUCUGAAAUCGUUUAUUCAAGGCCGAAAUCUUUCCAGAGAGCCUAUGCGAGAGCUCAUAAAGUCGGAACGUGAUUACAUCGACGAUAUUGCUCGAUGUGUUCACGUUUACCUGAAAGAGUACGAUGAUGCGUUUGCGUCAAACACUCUUCCUCUUGCACUGCGGCCGUUGAGGAAGGAUAUUUUUAGCAAUAUCGACAGGAUCUACGAGUUUCACUCUCAGUAUGUUCACUAAGUAUUUUUCUAAUAAAAAAAUGUGUAUAGUUACUCAUAAUUUUAUACCUACAUUCUCUAUGAUUUUUUUCAUUCAGGAAAUUGUUGCAUGAACUUGUGAGGUAUGAAAUGCAGCCAGAAGCCGUUGGAGCUUCUUUUACUGUUUGGAUUGACCUUCUGAAUGAACUCUACACAGAAUAUUGCGUUAAUAAAGAGCAGAAAAAUAGUAUUCUGACAAUGCCAGAGUUUAAAACUUUUUUCGAUGUGAGUUUUCCGACAAUUUUUCCAUAUCUUUUCUUUUUUUGAUUCAGGGUAUCCGUUUGAAACAUGAGCUUGAAAUGCAUAAUGAAGUUGGAUCUCUAUUGAUCAAACCGGUUCAAAGGAUAACGCGGUAUCGCUUGCUUAUGGAACAGUUGCUUAAAACGUGUACUGGUAACACAGAUGAUUUACGGGUUUGUUUGUCUGUUUUUUUCGCAAGAGGAAAGUUUAUACCUGUUCAGGAUGCUUACGAUGUCGUUUUGAGUGUACCAAGGCGUGUAAACGACAUCAUUCAUUAUAACUGCUUAGACUUAAAAGACAGCAAGGUUUGAAAAUAAAGUUUUCAACUUUAUUUCAUGGUUUCAGGCGGACGUUUUGGGUCCUUUUGUUAUGCAAGACACUUUGACAGUGUGGGAGCCGAGAGCAUAUUUCAAAGGGCGUGGAAAAGAGCGACAAGUACUCAGUUUCAUCUAAUAAAGCUAUAUCUAAUAUGAUUCAGGUUUUUCUUUUCGAACUGAGUAUCGUAUUUGCCAAACGCAUUGAAAUCGUCGCCAAAAGCUUCAAAUAUGUGGUCAAGGGAAAGCCGAUACCGGUAGUUCAACUGAAUAAGUCGAGAGUUUCUUUUUUUCCUUUUGAAGCUUUCUGAAGUCUCGGUCGUGGAGCACGUCGAGGGGGACACUUCUCGGUUCGGUCUCCGUGUGGGAACCGUAGCCAGCAACGACAACCGCACGGACUUGAGAGCUUCCUCGGAAACUGUCAAAGUGUCGUGGGUGCGCAAGAUUCGCGAACUCACCCAGGGGCUUCUUUCCAUUAGUAAUUUUUUUUCUCAUUCUGGGUCUAAUUUUAGAAUCAAAUCUCUCACUCCUAAUUUCAUUUCAAAGCUCUUCGACUAUUAAGAAAGUGGUGCGAAUUAUAUUUAUAGCCCAUUCCGCGCCAGGUUUUCACGUUUUUUUUCCGCCAAAAAUACCGUAUAGAUCAAAUUUGACCAGCUUCGCUUUAAGACCUUGUUUCUUGCUGUUUUAAGAGCAGAAUUGCAAAAAAAUGUUUUUAUAGUAGUCAUUUUUCUCUGCUGUUCUUUGAAAAAAAUGACUGCCUCGCGCGGAACUUUGAAAAGCUGCAAAAAAAUUGGGUUCGUGAUUCAAAUUGAAAGUUUUUUUAGUGCGAGAAAAAUUCUUUCUUUAAAAAAAUUCUCGCAAGUUGCGAAACUUUAUUCUCAUUUUUCUCGUGGUUUUUUUGGCUUCUAACAAUUUUUUUAUGAGUAUAAAUUGUGAACGAAAUUUCUAGCUGAUUCUGAUCAAAAAAUUGGUUUUUGUGAUGCAACUCUCUCGCAGGAGCAUAAUAGGCACCAAAAAGAUGGGAAAUUAUGAAAAUUUGACAGAAGAGCGUAGAAAUUUUGAGCGGUAUAUAAAAUCCACAGAUUCGCAACAAUUAUUUAACCAAUGGCUGUUUUUGUAGACUUGGGUGUUUCCUCGGCGUUGACGGCGCCGUCCUCGACUGUUUCGGGUCCGCGAUCCGUCUCUACGCGCUCGGUCGUUUCCUCGUCCAGUGGGAACGCAGAUCGUCUAUCCCAGGAUGUCGACCUUUCUCACAACCGCCACAGUAUCCAGAGCUCUGAUAGCGCCGAGGUCAGUCUUUACAAUUUUUCAUCUAAACACUUCCAAGGCAAGCCGAUAAUUUUUUUUUCUUUAUAUGGUUUUCUUUACCAAGUCUAGAGCUAACUCUUUUUUCAUUUCACUUUGCAAAGUGUACAUUUUUCUUCCAUAGUCGGUGAGAGAUUUUAAGCACGUAUAGACAUCUUCAUGUUAUGCUGCAGUUUUUUGGGUCAAAUGUUUUUUCAAUUCAAAGGUUUCAGAGAUUUUCGAAAAACAAAUAGUUCGCUAUUUUUGAAGUUUGUGUAUUUAGUAUUAAAUUGAAGUUUGAAAUCAUGAAGUUCGGUUAACUCUCAACCUUGGUUAGUCACGGUGAGGCUUUAUAGGGCAACAUUUAAAAAAAUUAUAGAUCUUGAAAGGUUUAUAAAAAUGUUCGACAAGAACUCAUGAAAUCAAAAAAACAAGAAAGUAGCUCUCGGCCAGAUCUUUCCUUGUUGUUGAUGCUAGAAAGAACGGUCAGAGCUUAAAAAUAGGCGCUGGACGAUCUGUACACAGCUCUUUACUCUACGUUAGUUGUAGACCCACUGACUCUUGUAGUCAUGACGAUUGGACUUGAAAAACGUUAGCAAUGAUCGGCAUGCAUCUCGUGUAUCAGCUCGGUUGUAAAGAAUGCACGAGGACAUCCCUGGGAGAUGACGGAGCGCCGGUGAGAACAGAGGAGAAACGCUGGAGAAAGCGUCUUGACUUUCACGCGGCCAAGAGUAGAUGCCCGCAAGCGCCUGUCGCCUGUUGCUCGUCGGCAUUUUUUGCGUCUCGUGGACGAUUUCUGUUCGUCACCUCACUCGGCUGCUUCCCUUCUGCCAAUUCGUCUUGAUCUUUCUGCCCUACCUAUGACACUGUCUGCAUAUUGAUUUUUCUUUUUCAAGAACACGCCUUUUGUUCUCGUGCACACUUCAACGCCCCUUCGAACCGUAAUUGAUGAGUUAUGAGUUUACGAAGAUGUUUCUGCUGUUUCUUGUCGAAGGUGAGCAUUUCUAUUUGUAAUGCCUUUUCUCAAUUUUUUCAAAUAUCCGACAAUCCCAAGCUCACACGAUUUUAGGUAGUGUUAACUUGGUGGGUCUUCUUUUGUCGAGCAAAGAAAGUCCUUUUCAAAAGAAUUCUUGAACGAGUUUACAUAUUCCUUUCUAGUUUUUGAAGUUAUCGAUCAGACGCCAUAGUUUUCAGCGUUCUGACAUAUUUAGUUUUGGUAUUUCCGUUUUCCUUGCUUUUCUUUUCUUUCUCAGCCACUUGCUUCGAUCUCUACUUUCCAUUCUCUCUGCGACCCUCCACGCUCUCUUCGGCACUCCCUGGAUCGUGCUCUAUUGGCGCUCCGCCUUUUCAAUAUCAGAGGUCCCAGUUAUCUGUCUCCUCUGUCUACUUCGACCUCAUCUGAAUUGGAGUUGGAGAUUCCAUCAUUUUUGGUCUUGGGUCACUUUUUGCGUUUUUUUAGUCGGCAGUAUUUUUCUUUCGAAUUCCAUCGAGGUCUAAGAGAUAUUGUUUGUUUUUUAGCCACACGUCGCUCGAAUUCAACAAACAAGAGCAGUUUGAGUACGUUGGCAUUUUCAAAGCGGCCGAAAAUAUAAACGUCCGAUAGGCUUUCCGAGUAGAAAUGCUCACUUAUUCCAAGUCAUGGCGCUUGCUGCGAGAUCGAACGGGCAAUCUUUACUCCCGAGCUCGCAACAAACUCGCCACUUCUUUUCGUGGUGGCACAAAGUCCAGUAACGUCGAAGGCUUUUCCGACAACGUGAGCGUCGUUUUCAGUUUUAUCCCACGAGACCAUUCAGUUUUUAUGUCUUUGAGCGUUCAUUUUUUAUAUUUCAUUGGUAUUUUCAUUUCGUUCUUCAUGAAUAGUCGAGAUGGUUGCAAAUUACCAACGUUUUGGAUAUCGACUCGUUCAUCGUCGCUCUUUUUAUCUGUUCUCUUCUUAAAAUUAGCACUAUUUUCCCGAAAUUCGGGAAAUAGGAAACGUCGUAUGCAUAAUUAAAAAUCUUAGUUCACGCAAUUAUCAAUUCUACCUAUUUCUGACCUUUUUUAUUGGAGAAAGAAGAUUGCGAUAGUUGAGAUUAUUUUUUUGUCAGUUUUUCUUUUCUUGAAUCCUCCCAGUCGGAAACAGUUAAUAACCGGGAAUCCAUGGAAAAAAAUCCGAAGAGAGAGAGAAAUGACCUUGAUUUUUUAUAGUUAAAAAAAACUUUUAUGAUAGGUUGGACUUGAGAUGGGAAAUUUUUUUAUUCAAUCGCGAUAAAUGUUUGUCCUUUGCAUGAGCGAUUUGCAAAAUUUUGACGUUUUCAAAAGUCGAGCAUUUUCCUUCCAAAUGUUUAUCGUAGCUUGCACUCUUCUCAUGAUUUUGGCAGAAACGAGCUUGGUUUAUGAAAAAAAAAAGACAUAUGGUUCUUGCGGGAAGGGCCACAAAAGCAGUGGAGUUUUUUUUCUUUUGGCACCGCGUAAUUUUGAUUGAAAAAAAAAACUUUGAAAAAAUUUGUUUGCUCCGAAAACCUUUUUUGUCGAAUGGAGAAAUGGUGAGAAACCAGGAUACUUCAAAAUCUUGCAACCCUUAUGAGUCCUGGAAUCGGACGCUUAAUCUUCUACAGGAUAAAUUUUGUAAUUAAAAAAAAUUUCCAUGUUUGCUCGAUAAUUUAAAAAAAUGGUGAAUUUGUGGAAAUUGAAGUUAGAAGUAUAAUUGAAACGAAAUUUGACAAUAAUAAAUUACUUUUCCUGUUUUUUUCAGCAAGCCUCGGAGGCAUGGUACGUGGUGUCCGACUUCGAAGGACAAGCCGAAGGUCACAUCAAGGUGUCCAAAGGAGAACGAGUUGAGGUUGUUGUUUUUCGAACUCUGAAACUGGGAUAUGUAACGUUAUUAGAAUUUUCCUUUCUGCUAUUCUGAAGUUAGAAACGAGAUCAGUGAGAAAGAUGAGUUCAGACAUGAAAUUGUUCGUUUACCCCAUUGAAGGUCUUAUUCCAAGUCUUUUAUUCGGUUUCAGCGUUAAAUUACUAGUUUUUGCUAGAUACAUUUUUCACGCUGAUAAUUUCAAGUGGUAUACAAUUUUUUUCCCUUUAUGAAUAAAAAAAGUUUUUCGCUAAACUGAUAAUAUCAGUCUGAUAUGGUUUUUUUUAAACCGGUCUGAAAUGAAUAAAGAACUCGAUUUGGUAAUAAAUCUGUGGGUAAGACUUGCCUAAAGACAAUGGGAGUUUAUUUAGAUAGUGGAAGAUCAAGCAACGGACUUUGCCGACUACGUGCAGGUGGUGGUUUGCGAGGAGCCGUCUCGUCACGGCCUCGUGCCCACUGCGAUUUUGGUUCCCGGUGAGUGGUUAUUCCAGGGGUUUUCCAAUUAUGCGAAAGGUGCCGGUCCCCUCUUGCAAAUUGUCACUUCUGCAGAGCGGCUCGUGAAAUGCGCUUUCUCAUUAGUUUUAAGCGCUCAAUUUUUCCACAUUUUCACUUGA
This is a messenger RNA of Caenorhabditis auriculariae, 17400 nucleotides long. The record is from the annotation of a GenBank genome assembly. NCBI's taxonomy places the organism in Eukaryota, Metazoa, Nematoda, Chromadorea, Rhabditida, Rhabditidae.